Haemonchus placei is the source of this 555-nucleotide messenger RNA. Lineage: Eukaryota; Metazoa; Nematoda; Chromadorea; Rhabditida; Trichostrongylidae. The record is from the annotation of a GenBank genome assembly.
AUGUGGAAGAAUGUUCUCAUCGAAAAGGGGCCUCCAGAUAAAUCAGAGUUCGCAUUAGGGUCUGCCGUGGUCGAGGAGGAAGAGAGACGCGAUGUAUCGUCACAGUGCUGCCUUUGUGAAGAAGUAUUCAAAACCCAUGAAGAACUAAGUCAGCACUGUGGAAUUGAUCAUCUGAAUGACGGGGCCAUGGGAAGACCGCAAGACUACGUUUUUCACAAUGUAUCCUUCCAGAGCUCGGAGGACUUUGAAGUAGAUGGCGCUAUUAUGAUGUAUCACGAAUGUAUUCGAUCACGAUUGCACAUUCUAGAAUUUUCCACUGAUUACAUUAUACAAACAAUGAGAAAGGAUUACGAGUCCAAGGAAUGUAAGCUCUACUUUGUUACGAAGAAGGACCUCUGGAAUGUUAUGACAAAGUACAAGCUGACACCAGGGUUACGUGACAGAGAUGAUAUUACUUCACUUGUAUUGAGAGAGCAAGAACGAAACCCGAGUGACGAAAUACGUUUUUUCAAGAAGCAGGACGAACCGAGUGGAAAGGGUUUUGUUCUUGGUUAG